AUGGAGUAUUACGAUCUCGGCACUCAUUCCCGUCCCGUCACCACCGCGAGCCAAGAGGCGCAGACGUGGUUCGAUCGCGGCCUGGUGUGGUGCUACGGCUUCAACCACGAAGAAGCCGCCAAAUGCUUUGAGCACGCUAUCAAGGCCGAUCCAAAGUGCGCCAUGGCCUACUGGGGCCUCGCGUACUCGCUGGGCCCCAACUACAACAAGCCCUGGGCGCUGUUUGAGGCCGACGAGCGCAGGUCGGCCACGCAGCGCACCCACGACGCCGUGGAAAAGGCGACGGCGCUGGCCACGGAAACCUCCAUCUCGCCGGUGGAAAGGGCGCUCAUACAUGCGAUACGCUACCGUUAUCCGCAACGAGAAGCUCCUGCUGCCAACGAGGAUGAGGUCAAGACUACCAUCUGGAACACAGACUACGCCGAUGCCAUGAGUGCCGUCGCCGCCAAAUUUCCCGACGACCUGGAUGUCGCCACGCUAUACGCCGACUCGCUGAUGAAUCUGACCCCGUGGGCGCUCUGGGACAUUCGCACGGGCAAGCCGGCCGAGGGCGCCAGGACGCUCGAAACCAAGCGCGUCCUGGACCACGCGCUCUCUCUCCCCGGCGGCCGCCAGCACCCCGGCGCUCUGCACCUGUACAUUCACCUCAUGGAAAUGUCCACGACGCCCGAGGCCGCCCUGCCCGCCGCCAACCUCCUCCGCGGGCUGGUGCCCGACUCUGGCCACCUGAACCACAUGCCGAGCCACAUUGACAUUCUCCUCGGCGACUACGCCGCCGCCGCCCUCGCCAACACGGCCGCCGUCGCCGCCGACGAGAAGUUUCUCGCCCGCGAGGGCGCCCUCAUGUUCUACUCGCUCUACCGCAGCCACGACUACCAUUUCCUGCUCUACGGCGCCAUGUUUUCGGGCCAGUCGGCCCUCGCGCUCGAGACCGUCGACCGGCUCGAGGCCAGCAUCUCCGAGGAGCUGCUGCGCAUCGCGUCCCCGCCCAUGGCCGACUGGCUCGAGGCCUUUUUGGCCAUGCGCGUGCACGCCCUCAUCCGCUUCGGCCGCUGGGACGACGUGCUGGCGCUGCAGCUCCCGCGCGAUCCAGACUUGUACUGCGUCGGCACCGCCCUCACCUACUACGCCAAGGGCGUCGCUCAUGCCGCCAUGGGAAACGUCGAGCAGGCGCGCGAGCAGCAGGCGCUGUUUGAAAAGGCGCGCGCCAACGUAAAGGAGUCGCGUACCCUCUUCAACAACCAGUGCACCGAGAUUCUCAAAGUUGGCGCGGCGCUGCUCAGCGGCGAAGUCGAGUACCGCGCCAAAAACUACGAGGUCGCCUUUGCGCAUCUUCGCGAGGCCAUUGCCCUGUAUGACAACCUGCCCUUUGAUGAGCCUUGGGGGUGGAUGCAGCCUGCGAGGCACGCCUACGGUGCUCUGCUGCUCGAACAAGGGCACGUGGAAGAGGCAAUGGCCGUCUACAAGGCCGACCUGGGGAUUGAUGACUCUCUGCCCCGUGCGCAUCAACAUCCGCACAAUGUUUGGUCUCUGCAUGGAUAUCAUGAAUGUCUGGUUACACUGGCUAGAAUCGAUGAAGCAGAGGCUAUAAGUGGAAAAGUAAAGGCUGCGCUGGAGCUGGCCGACAUGCCCGUCAAGGCUUCGUGCUUUUGCAGGACCCAGGUUUAG
Messenger RNA from Beauveria bassiana ARSEF 2860, 1668 nucleotides. RefSeq names its product TPR domain protein. The transcript has a single exon. Lineage: Eukaryota; Fungi; Ascomycota; Sordariomycetes; Hypocreales; Cordycipitaceae. Bases 1 to 1668 code for a protein of 555 amino acids. Gene Ontology annotation, cellular component: intracellular anatomical structure. Gene Ontology annotation, molecular function: protein binding. The record is from RefSeq and is a predicted model, not a curated record.